ACGGUCCAUAUUCCGUUUCAAAACGUAGAAAUUUUUAAGAACUGCAGCCAGGGAGAGAACUCAUAAAUUUAAAUUAUCUUGUAAAAUAAAGAAAAAUAAUUUGUAUGGUUACAGCUGAUUUAUAUCAAUAUCGGAAGGAUUGAACAAUUAAGUAAUUAGUUAAUAAUGGCACACGCAGUACCAACAGGUAUUAGAACUCAUGCUCAAAAAGUAUGCAGUCUUUACAAACGCGCUCUUCGUAAUUAUGAAUCUUGGAUUUUUUUACAAACUGAUUACAGAUAUGAGGCAGUACUCUUACGUGCGCGAUUUGAUAAAAAUAAAGAUAUAAAAGAUUUGCGUGUAGCCAAACAACUACUAAAAGAGGGAGAGGCGGAGUUAGAAAAAAUAAUACAUCCAUCACCCUUGUACUUUGCUGAUUCUCCGAACGGAGUUGCCUAUGAACGUGAAGUGGAACCACCAGACUGGGUGCUUGAUUACUGGCAUCCAACUGAAAAAGCCAUGUAUCCAAAGUACUUUGCAUUGAGAGAAAAACGUAAGCUCGAAUACAUGAAACUUUUCGAUAAACAAUUCCCCGAUGCUCAGAAAAAGUUCGAUACUGAUCAUUAAAAUAUAUUUAUUGUAGAAAUAUCUUUUAAUAUUAAAUUUAUUAUUAAUGUAGCUUGAUUCAAUUAAAAAUACAGUUAAUGUACAUUACAA
Microplitis demolitor is the source of this 696-nucleotide messenger RNA. RefSeq names its product NADH dehydrogenase [ubiquinone] 1 beta subcomplex subunit 9 (gene ND-B22). The coding region runs from base 166 to 606 and encodes 146 amino acids. The transcript is spliced from 3 exons. The record is from RefSeq and is a predicted model, not a curated record. Lineage: Eukaryota; Metazoa; Arthropoda; Insecta; Hymenoptera; Braconidae. Gene Ontology annotation, biological process: mitochondrial electron transport, NADH to ubiquinone.